Messenger RNA from Neocloeon triangulifer, 5722 nucleotides. RefSeq names its product forkhead box protein J3-like. Lineage: Eukaryota; Metazoa; Arthropoda; Insecta; Ephemeroptera; Baetidae. The transcript has 5 exons. Gene Ontology annotation, biological process: regulation of transcription by RNA polymerase II. Gene Ontology annotation, cellular component: nucleus. The record is from RefSeq and is a predicted model, not a curated record. Gene Ontology annotation, molecular function: RNA polymerase II cis-regulatory region sequence-specific DNA binding; DNA-binding transcription factor activity, RNA polymerase II-specific. Bases 164 to 1216 code for a protein of 350 amino acids.
CUCUGAGUGCACUACGUGGCUUCCAUCAGUGGAGCAAGUAGGAAGGAGUGCAUCAGCUGUCAUGAUUAUCGAAAUGAAUCUAUAUUUCGAAGGUGUGGAUUUAUGAGGACUGCAAUAAGGGUCAGUUUCUGCCGUGGAUGUUACUUAUCAUGUGAUACAAGAGAUGGCCGAACUGGAUCGUAGCCUGACAGCAAUUGACUGGCUGCCGUGCAUGAACGCUCAGCGAGCUGCAGCUCCUGAAGCGAUAGCACCCAUCAAUGCCAUCAAAGACGCAGCCUCCUCCUCGCCUAAUAGGGUCAAAGACGGCAAACCGCCCUAUAGCUAUGCAAGUUUGAUUCGACUUGCAAUCAGCAAUGCACCAAAACACAAGAUGACUUUGUCUGAGAUAUACCAAUUCAUCAUUGACCACUUUCCCUACUACAGAGAAGCAGGGACUGGCUGGAAGAAUUCAAUCAGGCAUAAUUUGUCCUUGAACAAAUGCUUUACCAAAGUUCCUCGUUCAAAAGACGAUCCUGGAAAGGGAAGCUACUGGGCGAUUGAUUACAACUACAGCCAAGACGACGGGUUCUCGAAAAAGAGAAAGAACUCUCAGCUUAUGAGAGCAUCUCCGUACAGUCCAGAGUGCAGCAGUAACAGUAGUGACUACAAUACGGUGAGUCAGAAGCAGCUCAAGAACGCCCCUGGCAUGUCGAUAGACCACCCGAAGCCAGAAUGGGCCUCCUCCAUGCCUCCUCAGCACCAACAGUGGCCUCCGGACGCGCCUGGCCACUCGAUGAUGAAUGGCCACUGGCGGGGUGACUGCGGCCCUCGGGUGCCCCCGGGCCCCACGCCGCACCACCCCAUGCAUCCGCACCCCCACUACCCCCCGGAGGAAAUGGUGCCUCCGAGGGCCCUUGUCGAGGCAGGGUGUCCAGACCCGGCCGCCGAGUACGGACUGGGCGUGUCCGACUCGAGUGAGCUGUCGGCCGUACUUACGGGCAUGCUCACUCAGUUCGGGGUCAAUCCGGGCGCCGAACUGCAAGGGGACCUGCCCGACGUGGUCCCAGCUCAGCAGCAACAGCACUACAGCGGCCUGCCUCCGCAGCAGGACUGCCUGAAGCAGGGACCCAUUUACUAUGAUUACCCGCAGCAGCAUGCCCGCGUCGUCCACCAAGAGGCAAGCGGCCCUUACGAAAGGCAGCACGAGGAAGAGUUCAACUGGGACAAGCUUAUUUGAGUUUGUGUCCAUGGACAUAGGGAAGGUGCCUGCUGGAAGAAGAGAAUCGUCGAAAGUCCACCCUCCCCUGGAUAAUGCAAAACACACCAGCAGUAGAAGCCUCAUGUUUCAAACUAAAAGUUAAAUAACGGCUGAUGGAUUGAGCAGAUUUUUACAACUGGCACUCUUAAUAAUUUCUGCGAAAUUUGCCAGUUUCAGAUUGGACAAAUUUUUAGUGAAACCGCAAAUUUGCUCAUUCCGGACGCCGAAAUUGAUAUGAUAGGAGAAGUUGUCAUGCCUUAAACAUCAUUACAAAUUAGCAUUGCAUAUAUAUUGAGAUGAAGUACAAUCAUCGUAGUACACUAUUAAGUUUCUCUUUGAGGAUGAGUUGGUUAUCUGAGACGAUAUGUCUGUUACGUUUUAUGUGAUUGGGUUGUGAUGUUGAAUGCUGUUGAUGGCUUGCUUCUAGAGAACUGCGUCAGUUCUGAACAGGCAUACAAGAUUGAUAUAAUUGACAAAGAGUAUCUACAGAUACAAACGAUUUUAUUUGAUUUUUUUGUAUGUAAACUGGUCUAUGUUGUAGAUUUAAAUUUUGAGUACCUUGCUAAUUUUAUCGGCUCUUGGUAAUCCGUUGGAAAAUUGUUACACCUUUCUCUUGCGGCUAGCUGAAGAGAGAAGGAGCAACUUGAGGUUCAAAUGUCAAUUUUGUUACAGAAACAAAACAAAAACAUGAAUUAACAGGCCAGAUUAGUUGCUCCGACCGCGUGCUACCUGAAGAACAAAAUUUUUUGUCACCAGUACAAAGCAUCUUGAUGUGCCGCGUUGAAUUUGUGUUUUCUUCUAUCUUCUUCUUUACUUAAAAGGCCACAAAAAAGUUAAAGGCAAUGUCAUAUUUGUUAAGUUGCAAGUGGAUGAACUGAGAGUUGCUCAAACAGUACUUCUAGAGCUGGAAUACUCAUCCCUCCUUACCUCUCUUACACUUAUUUUUCGUUCUUACUAUCGAUUACAUUUCAGGCAACAUGUUCCACCCACCUCUAAUCCCUGCCACAAUUUUUAUUCAGUUAUUUAUUAAUGUAUUAACUCAAUUUACUGUUAUUUACGUACUGAACAUCCCCAGAGUUCUCAGCGCACCGCAGGCCCAGAGGCUGAUAUUGUAUUGUUAUGUUAGAUGGGCCUGACCUGAUACCUCAUUUUGUCCCUAAAGUCAAAUCAUACAAUAGCCAGUCUGCUGCCAAUUAACCCUUUCCCCCGAUAGUUUUGACUCAAUAUUUGCUUAAACCCCCUGAUGAUUUUGACUGGGUUCUCGAAAGAUUUAAACCAAAAAUAUUUGUAUAUUAUAUCUAUAGUGCAAGUCAGAAUUUUUGGGUCAUUCCUGAGCCUAUUGCAGUACUCGAUUAUUUUAAUACAUUCUUCACUUAACCACAUUCAACCUUCUUUACAUUAUUUUAUUAAGUCACAGAGGACUGGAAGGUAAAGAAUCAAUAGACAGUAUAAUUUAUAUAUGCUUACAACAAUUUUAAGUGACUAGUCAAGCAUGUUUUCUAUAAUCCCAGUAGACAUCUUUUUUAUGAUCACUAUAUCAGACUGCUAAGUACCUUUUGUUUUUUGUAAUAUCCAUGCGCAAGUCAGUAUCAAUCCUGUCCGCCGUGCAUGAUUCUCACAUUAUAUUGAGCUCGACAGGAAUUUCAGCUGCCAAUACUUAAUUAAGUCAGUACAAACAUAUGUCGGGGAAUUAUAAUUUACUUCUUAUGAUUGUCAUCUGUUUGAAAUGCUCCAUUUACAAUAAUUUGCAACUCCCUUGUUUCAGUUUUCCAUUUGUAUUUAGCGUAUUUUUUAAAUGAUUAUUUUUGCUUCUUGGCUAGCAUCAGAUAGAUUUUUAUUAUGUAUAUUCUACGUAUUAUUAUUAUUAUUAUUUAUUUUGUAAUGCGCUAUAUAGCUUUUAUGAUUGUAUACGGGUUUAGUACUUUAAUGAAAUAUAAAUCUCCGUCUCUCUCUCUCUCUCUCUCUCUCAUUUUAAAGGAUGUGUUGGGUCAGUUAAAAGGGGGGAGUUGAAAAUAGUAUUACAACAAAUUCUAUGGGUAAUGUGCAAUCUCAGUAAAAUUUUCAAGGGUCCUCUUCUAAUUGACUUCUAUGCGGCCUGUCCACAUUAUGGUUUUUUUUUUUUUUUAAAGCUCCUCAGUUAUUUUUAUUACAAUUCCCUGUUUAGUUAACUGGCAAGUAAUAAUUUAUUUGUCCUUUUUACACACAAUAACUACAUUUUUGUUACAAAACUCGUCCCUCCAAAUGUGAGAUUCACUCUCGCUGAAGAUCCACAAUUUUUGUUUAAUCGCGAGCAAUCAGUAAAUUCAUUCUGCAUCCCUCAGAGAUUAAUUCUGACACUCUCUGUCAGUAUUAAAACGGGUGCCAUAAGCAGGAAAAUGGCAUUCAAAACUUAAUCAUUUAGUUUGCUAUAUUGAUAAAAAAAAAAAACGCGUACUUUUGUGAAAUUGCGAGUGAAAAUGUAUUUGCUAGGUUGCAGGGUUUCUGCUUCCUCUCUUUUGUCGUGCAAUUUAGUUUGGCAUUACAGUUAAAGAAACGCAUCUGUCUUUAAAUUUUAGAUUUUACGGCACCUUUGAACAAGGCGAGGGUUGUUAAUGGUUGAUAGAUUAGAAAAGAGAGAAGCACCUUCCGACUUCGGAAUCAAGCUUCUUGGGCAGGAGGCAAAAUUCGUAGAACAGUGCAAUGAUUAAUAUUGGUUAAUUGUUCAUAGUUAUUGAGGAAACUUCUCUGAAACAAUUAACAACUGUGAUACAACAACAUGUGGUUUAAUUUUUUACAAAGCUUGCAAAUAUGUUAGAAGCCCUUAAAUUUGUAUGUUGUUCUUAUGCAGUAUCAAUAUGUUGAAAAUAUGAAUUGUCCAUCGUUAAUUGGUUUUGUGAAUGUUUUUUGAGUACAACAAUAUUUGAUAAUGUUUAAACUGAUUCAUUGUACAAGUGCGGUCAUGAGAAAAAAUAAUCCAAUAUAAAAUUUCAUCUCUUGGCCAGCUUAACUUCUGGAUACGCUUUCUCUUUGUAUUUUGUUUGUCCGAAUUAUCAUCAAGAAUUAAUUUGAAACAAUCCACAGCAAUGUAAAGUUCCCUGAAAUUUGUAUUGAACGUAAAAAUUACAGUAUGUAUAUGAGCUUGGGCUAUUCCGUUGAUCCCAAAUCACUGUAUAAAAGUAGCAGCAAUAAUCAACUUAAUGAGAAGUUCACAUUUUUUUUCACAUUUAACUAGGGUGAUUUAUCCAAGUUCAAAAUAAUUUCCCUUUGUUAUUCAAGUUCUGUAAAUCCCAAAAAACAAUCUAAUCAUAAAAAUAUUCCCAUUUUGUUCUAUGCUGCCUUUUAUAUAUUCUCUUGUAAUUAGAGAUUAACACUGAAAACUCGAAACUGCAACUCUGUUAUUAUAUUAUUCACAAAAUAAUUAGCCUGAUUAAAGCAGGCACUCUGGUGGAUUAGGCCAUAUUUUAUUGUUAUAGCCAUUGCGUUGAUAUGGCCCUCAUAAACGAGUAUUAUUUGUAUUAUCACAACAAUUACAAAUGCCCCUCUAGGUGCAUUGAGGAUUUAUGAAGAAAAAAUCUACCGGUGCCUUCUCAAUAGGCUACUAUCGCGACUGACAAGUGUAGACCAAUGUUGAACUUAGACACAAUGAAUAAUUCUGGGACAUAUUCCAGAGAGUUAGAAUUAUCGUCACGAGGCAAAGGAAGUUUUCAAUUACACAUGGAGAAUCUGCGAGUGUUCUGUUAUGCCCCUUCAAAAAUGCAAAGCUAGAAAUUGGUUAAAAUUCUGGAAAUGAAUAUGAGCUCGCCUGUUGAAUGUAAAUUUAUUAUGGGUUUUAUAACAUAAUUAUUGCGUAGCGCUCUUGCAAAUUUGAAGUAAAUAUAAUGCAGGUUGCACAUGUUAAAAGUGCAACGAUAACCAAAGCGCCCCUCACUAUGCUCCGAUUUACUUGAGGCACUCCAAUGCUGAAAAAGACGAAGUCUCUCUAAAGCAUUAAAGUAUUAAAUUGAUUUCUACAUUAAUCAGAACAAAUUUUUCUUGGAGUUAAAAUUCUUGUCGUGUUCAGCAGGAUAACCUCAUUUUUUACAAUCUAUUGAAUUUGUCAAAAUUUACACCGUACAUGUUUUGAAAAACUCUUAUCAUUUGGAAAAGUUCUAAUGUUUGUUAAGCGAACGACCAACAUUCUGUCAUUAAAUGUGCGCAAUUUGGGUAUGCUUGAGAAUGAAAAAAAAAUUAAACUAAAACAUUUAAAUGAUAAUUAUCAAAAUGUGAAAAAGGGGUAACACAUCAUUGCUGGCAUUGUAAAAUUUGAACCGGUCAGUGUUUUCUGGUUCAAAAGAAAGAAAGUGCCACACGCUCCCUUUUUCAUUGUGGACCUCACAUGAUAAUUAAAUUUUACAUCUCGAUUCAACAUAAUAUUUAUACAAGAUAUGAACAUAAAUGAAUGAUCUGUUUUGCACGAAUUGUUUAUUAUAAAUGUGUUUUAAUAAAGAUAACUUUGGUAUUUAUAAA